Messenger RNA from Exophiala xenobiotica, 870 nucleotides. RefSeq lists its product as uncharacterized. The coding region runs from base 1 to 870 and encodes 289 amino acids. The transcript is spliced from 4 exons. Lineage: Eukaryota; Fungi; Ascomycota; Eurotiomycetes; Chaetothyriales; Herpotrichiellaceae. The record is from RefSeq and is a predicted model, not a curated record.
AUGGCGAAUUGGAAUCCGUUCGCCAAACGCGAGGAAUUCACCAAGAACCACCUCAUUGCCUACAAAAUCCUCACCAUCGUUUCCUGGCUUCUCCUGGUCAUCGUUGGAGCCUAUUAUACCUUCUCUCGCCCGGCGGAUUGCGGGCACAAACAUCUCUGCCACACAAUAUGGGGACAAAACAGCCAUAGACGGACACCUUUCAGCUUGAAUUCGGUAGUAACCAGCAUCUACUGGGUGGUCAUUUUGAUCCUGCAGGCACACUAUGUCCGCUAUCUGUGGAGCGCAGACAAGGCGUUCGUCACGAGUGCUGCCAAUGUUGGAAGCCACUUCAUCUUCCACAAUCUCCUCACCUUUGGCUUCAUAAUGCUGUGGGUCCGAGGCCAUUUCUGGCAGGGCGAGCUGCUCCUGAUUGUCAACUUGUUCAACCUUACCCUCUUGUAUUUCGGCCACCCCACGACUCCUCUGUUCAUUCACCUGCCUGUCGUCUCUGCGCCUCUGGCCUGGAAUUACGUUGCAAUCCUCUGGGAUGGGGCAGCCAUGGUCAACGCUCAUACUUUGCCCGCCAGAAUCGUGGCCAAUAUCUUCAUCUGGGGUAUUCUAGUGCUUGGAGGCUUCUUCCUUUUGACUUUCAAGGACUAUACCAUGGGUCUUGAGUUAGCAGUGCUUUCACUAGCGCUUGCCAUCGGACAGGUUGGGACACAUGUCAUUGCUCUACAGUGGAUUUUCGCCUUCGUCAUUGCUGGAUGUUUGCUGGUCAUGUCGCUACUCAUUGGAGCUCCAAAAUUGUUUGGCCAAGACAGAAGUAUUCGACAGGAAGGUGCCAUUGUCAGCGAGGACCGAGAACGGGCACCACUUCUGAGCGAUCAAUGA